Astyanax mexicanus (Mexican tetra) is the source of this 3732-nucleotide messenger RNA. It is a transcript of the gene ogdhl, whose product is annotated as oxoglutarate dehydrogenase L. The coding region runs from base 236 to 3268 and encodes 1010 amino acids. Gene Ontology annotation, biological process: tricarboxylic acid cycle. The record is from RefSeq and is a predicted model, not a curated record. NCBI's taxonomy places the organism in Eukaryota, Metazoa, Chordata, Actinopteri, Characiformes, Acestrorhamphidae. The transcript has 23 exons. Gene Ontology annotation, molecular function: oxoglutarate dehydrogenase (succinyl-transferring) activity; thiamine pyrophosphate binding. Gene Ontology annotation, cellular component: oxoglutarate dehydrogenase complex; mitochondrion.
ACACACACACACACAGGAGGAACAGCGCUCAGACACAGGCCUGUAUCAUGCCGGUUACAUGUACUUCAGUCGGGCGCGCUGCUAAUGCACCGCUGUCCUCUGCUGCCUGAGGGCUUAUGAGGAUUUGACGUUGUGGGAUUAGCGGACACAGACACGAGCUCGACCUAGAAUCAAACGACAAUGAGCCGUGCUCGAGCUGGGAGCUGAAACGGACCUCAGAAAAGACUAAGCAGAUAUGAGUCAGUUUCGGCCACUUGCCGGUGUCCUGCGGGGCAGUGGCCUGUGGAUGUUGGGUCGUACUGGGCCAGGAAGACAAGUGUUUAACCCUCAUCGAGGCUGUUCCUCUAGAGCUACUCAGCCAUCCCCUUCAGCCCUCAGUUCCAGCUAUGUGGAGGAAAUGUAUUAUUCCUGGCUUGAAGACCCCAAAAAUGUUCAUGAGUCUUGGGAUGCAUACUUUCGCAAUGCCCAGGCAAGCAGUCCAGCAGCAGAAGCAGAAGAGAGGCGUCCGUCCACUCUCCUCCAGGGUCGAGCCCUGUCUCAGACUCCAGCAAUGUCCCAAAAGGUGGUGGAAGAUCACCUGGCUGUCCACAACCUUAUCAGAGCCUACCAGAUCCGGGGUCAUCAUGUGGCCCAGCUGGACCCCCUUGGCAUCCUUACAGCUGACGUUGAUUCUUUUGUCCCUUCGGAUUUGAUAACAACCAUUGACAAGCUUGGGUUCUAUGGCCUGGAUGAAUCUGAUUUGGACAAGACCUUUCAGUUGCCAUCAACAACAUUUAUUGGUGGGCAACAAACCACACUUCCUCUCAGGGAAAUUAUUCGUAGACUUGAGACUUCAUACUGUGGUCAUAUUGGUGUGGAGUUCAUGUUCAUAAACAACGUAGAGCAGUGUCAGUGGAUCAGGCAAAAGUUUGAAAGUCCAGGCAUCAUGAAAUUCACUGAAAAAGAGAAGAGGACACUGCUGGCCAGGCUGGUGCGUUCAACACGGUUUGAGGAUUUCCUGGCCCGUAAAUGGUCUUCAGAGAAGCGCUUUGGCCUUGAAGGCUGUGAAGUUCUAAUUCCUGCCUUGAAGAUGAUCAUUGACAAGUCUAGUGCAGCCGGUAUAGAGAGCGUGAUCAUGGGCAUGCCUCACAGAGGUCGGCUGAACGUGCUGGCUAAUGUUGUUCGGAAAGAUCUGGAUCAGAUUUUCUGCCAGUUUGAUCCCAAACUUGAAGCUGCAGAUGAGGGCUCAGGAGAUGUGAAGUAUCACUUGGGUAUGUAUCACGAGCGGAUCAACCGGGAGACGGAUAAGGACAUCACCCUGUCUCUCAUGGCUAACCCCUCCCACCUUGAGGCAGUGGACCCUGUAGUGCAGGGCAAAACCAAAGCAGAGCAGUUCUACAGAGGAGACACAGAGGGGAAGAAGGUGAUGUCGAUUCUGAUGCAUGGUGAUGCAGCAUUUGCUGGUCAAGGAGUGGUCUAUGAAACAUUCCAUCUUAGUGAACUCCCCUCAUACACCACUCAGGGCACCAUACACGUUGUUGUCAACAAUCAGAUUGGUUUCACCACUGAUCCACGAAUGGCACGCUCUUCUCCUUACCCCACUGACGUGGCUCGCGUGGUCAAUGCACCAAUCUUUCAUGUCAACGCAGAUGACCCUGAGGCUGUGAUGCAUGUGUGCAGAGUGGCUGCAGAAUGGAGAAGCACCUUUAACAAGGAUGUGGUCAUUGACCUGGUGUGUUACCGACGCUUUGGGCACAAUGAGAUGGAUGAGCCCAUGUUUACUCAGCCUCUCAUGUACAAGCAGAUUCGCAAGCAAGAGCAUGUACUGAAGAAAUAUGCAGACAAGCUUAUCUCUGAGGGAGUGGUUACUCUGCAGGAGUUUGAGGAGGAAGUGGCUAAAUAUGACAAAAUCUGUGAAGAAGCGUACACCAGCUCCAAAGACGAGAAGAUCCUACACAUCCGCCACUGGCUCGACUCACCCUGGCCAAACUUCUUCACAAUUGAGGGUGAACCCAAGCGGAUGAGCUAUCCUCCUACUGGACUAAACGAGGAAGUCCUGAAGCACAUUGGCAAGACUGCCAGCUCUGUCCCUCUGCAGGACUUUUCCAUUCACAGUGGACUGUCAAGGAUCUUACGAGGCCGGUCUGACAUGAUUAGUAAACGUACAGUGGACUGGGCUCUGGCAGAGUAUAUGGCUUUUGGCUCCCUGCUGAAGGAUGGGAUCCAUGUGAGACUGAGUGGACAGGAUGUGGAGAGAGGAACCUUCAGUCACCGUCAUCAUGUCCUGCAUGACCAGGAGGUGGACAAGCGGUUUUGUGUCCCAAUGAACCAUCUAUGGCCGGACCAAGCCCCUUACACUGUGUGCAACAGCUCUCUGUCCGAGUAUGGAGUUCUGGGUUUUGAGCUGGGGUUCGCGAUGGCUAAUCCCAGUGCACUUGUGUGUUGGGAGGCUCAGUUUGGGGACUUCCACAACACAGCACAGUGCAUAAUUGACCAGUUCAUCAGUUCAGGUCAGGCCAAAUGGGUCCGCAACAAUGGCAUCGUCCUGCUUCUGCCCCAUGGAAUGGAGGGAAUGGGGCCAGAGCACUCGUCAGCACGGCCUGAGCGUUUCUUGCAGAUGAGCAAGGAUGACCCUGAUUGCUAUCCGGAAUUCACUGGAGACUUUGAGGUCCAACAGCUUUUUGACUGUAACUGGAUCGUGGUCAACUGCUCAACACCUGCCAACUACUUUCAUGUGCUGAGGAGGCAGAUCUUAUUACCAUUCAGAAAGCCGCUAAUCAUUUUUACUCCCAAGUCCUUGCUGAGGCUUCCUGAAGCCCGGUCCAGUUUUGAUGAGAUGACCACAGAAACAAAGUUCAGAAGAAUCAUACCAGAUGAGGGUUCUGCAUCGAAAAAUCCAAGCAAGGUGAAGAGGGUCAUCUUCUGCACUGGAAAAGUCUACUAUGAGCUGGCAAAAGAGAGGAAACAGCUCAAGUUAGAAGAUGUGGUUGCAAUUGUUCGACUGGAACAGAUAUCACCAUUCCCUUUUGACCUCAUCAAGGCUGAAGUUGAGAAGCAUCCUAAUGCUGAGCUCAUCUGGUGUCAGGAGGAGCAUAAGAACAUGGGUUAUUAUGACUAUGUAAGACCACGCUUCCUCACUGUGCUGUCCAACAAGAAACCAAUAUGGUACGUUGGUCGGGACCCUGCUGCAGCCCCAGCCACAGGAAACAAGUUCACCCACCUGGCAGAGCUCAAGAGGUUCAUGGACACCGCAUUUGACCUCAGUGCCUUUGAGGGAAGGAGCUUUUGAUACUAUUCUAUGCUUUGUUUAGAUAUAGUGAUUUGACCUCAUAUAUGCCUCGCUCUCAACGCACAUUACUAGCUCACCUGUAGCUUCAGAGAUAGAGCUUUCACUUUUUUAGAUGUAGAUGAUCUAUGCAAUCAUAUUUAGCAGCCUAGCAGAAAACAAAUAAGCACUGUGUAAGGUAAUAUUAAGCAUAACAUAGGACGUGAGAACAAUUUAGAAGAAAACCGAUUAGCAUAGUAUGGUGAACUGCAAUAUAUAUUGUAUUUACUGUAGGUCAACACUGAGAUCACAUCACACAGUUGUUUUUUUAUGGAGUAUGAACACUUUCUGACUAAGCCAUAUCCUUAUUCCCUUAUCUCUCUCUCUACUUACUGUCACACCUGGCUUCAUUCUGAGACAUCAAACAGAUGGCAUAGCGACAAGUAGCAAUAUUCUCUGUGGCUGUGCAUUAUUCUAUUUUUUUUUUU